AAAGAUCAUAAUCUUUUGUUUUAAAAGCAAUUAUGUAUAUAGUACUUUUUAAUAUAUCACUUGUUAUCGAAUUAAACAAGUUGAAAUAAUCAUACGAAAAACAGUGAAUACUUAUGAAAUAAUAAUUAUAAUUAUAACUUUUAUUUACGGCGAUGAAUUGGAGUGUGUGGUGUCUGUUUGUUAUUUUAGUUAAUCCAGGAUCGUCGUAUGUCAACGAUGUUAAUGAUACGACGGUAUGGGAAAAUAGAUUUGCAAGAGGGACUGGACGGAUAGUUAAUGGUCAAGUAGCUAAAAAAGGACAAUUCCCAUUCAUGGUUUCGCUGCAGAAAGAAGGGCCUAAAUUAUUCCAUUUUUGUGGGGCUAGUAUUAUUAGUGAAAGAUGGAUUGUUACUGCAGGUCACUGUGUAGUUAAAUUCGAAAAUUGCUCUUUCAGAGGUAAUUCAUUUACACCAAAAGAGAAUAUGAUAGCUGUUGCAGGUGAUACUAAUUUAAUCUGGGGCUAUUCACCUUUUCGGCAAGUACGGAAGGUUGACCAAAUUGUCAUAAAUCCACGAUUCGAUAGGUUCAGCCUCGCUAAUGACAUUGCUUUGGUAUCCCUACAAGAGCCAUUUUUCUUUACAAUGUUCGUGUCACCAAUUCCAUUGGCCGAGCAGGUGCCACCGGCAGGAACAAUCUGUUCAGUCUCAGGUUGGGGAUUCCCGGACGAAAACACAGAAGCUAUUGUCGACGAACUCAUGUUUGUAGAAUUGCCAUUAAUAAGUUACGAUUACUGUCGCAAACUUUUGCGGGGCAUCAAAGUUAUGCAUCCAAGCAUGAUAUGCGCUGGUUACAUAGAAGGUGGUAAGGAUGCUUGCCAGGGUGAUUCUGGUGGACCGUUUGUGUGCGACGACUUACUGACGGGCGUCGUAUCGGGUGGUACAGGAUGUGCACGUCCUAAAAUACCUGGAUACUUCGCCAAUGUUGCGUACUAUGAUAAAUGGAUUGAACGAGUAUUGAGAACUGGGAAAAAUGACUCGCCGACACCUCUAGCUUAUAAUUUUACUGCUGUCAUAAGUGCUUACAUGGAUUAA
Messenger RNA from Microplitis mediator, 1070 nucleotides. RefSeq names its product trypsin-2-like. The transcript has 7 exons. Gene Ontology annotation, biological process: proteolysis. Gene Ontology annotation, molecular function: serine-type endopeptidase activity. Lineage: Eukaryota; Metazoa; Arthropoda; Insecta; Hymenoptera; Braconidae. The record is from RefSeq and is a predicted model, not a curated record. Bases 153 to 1070 code for a protein of 305 amino acids.